Molecule: messenger RNA, 1479 nt
Organism: Solanum tuberosum (potato)
Lineage: Eukaryota; Viridiplantae; Streptophyta; Magnoliopsida; Solanales; Solanaceae
Product: cytosolic sulfotransferase 15-like
Exons: 1
Coding region: 297-1340 (347 amino acids)
Molecular function (GO): sulfotransferase activity
Source: RefSeq, a predicted model, not a curated record
CGCACAAUGAUGACAGGAUUCACAAAUUCUAUCAACAGCCAAUUCAUCACUAAAAAAACAAAACAACAAGAAACUCUAAGUGAAGAAGAGCUUGAUGAGUUUCUUACUUGUCUUCCCAAAUAAAAAGGAUGGACAACUUGUGUUUGAAGCCUUAAAUAUGAAACAUAGCAAAGCUAUGUCCCGAAUGGAGCUCUUCACAAAUCUGAAUUAAUCGAACUUCAAUACUAUAAAAAUACUGCGGACCACAUCUAUUACUAGUAUUUUACUAUAUAUGUAGCUCUAUAUUCUCAUGCAAAAUGAAAUCCUUGCCAUCACAACACACAAAAAUGACAGGCACCACACAUAUCUUCAACAGCCAAUCGAUCACUGGAAAACCAAAACAACAAGAAACUCUAAGUGAAGAAGAGCUUGAUGAGUUUCUUACUUCUCUACCCAAAGAAAAAGGAUGGAGAACACCCAAUUUGUUCCUCUUCCAAGGCUUCUGGUGUCAACCCAAGGAAAUCCGAGCCAUAAUUUCUAUACAAAAUCAUUUUAUAGCUCAAGAUACCGACGUGAUACUCGCCACCAUACCAAAAUCCGGCACCACUUGGCUAAAAGCACUCACAUUCGCCAUUGUUAACCGGAACAACUUCAAUGUUCACCAUAAUCACCCUUUGCUCACUCACAAUCCUCAUGAACUCGUACCCUUCCUCGAGUACAAACUUUACGCUGAUUCUAACCGCCUCCCUGAUCUCUCCCUCCUUCCUUCUCCGAGGAUUGUCGCUACCCACGUACCUUUCGGUGCAUUACCCGAUUCAAUUAAGACCUCAAAUUGCAAAAUUAUUUACAUUUGCCGGAACCCUUUUGAUACCUUUGUAUCAAUUUGGCAUUACCUUUGUAAAAUCAGGCCUGAAUCUCUGGGUCCUCUUCCAAUUGAGGAAGCAUUCGAUUUGUAUUGCAGGGGAGUUACAGGGUAUGGUCCUUACUGGGACCAUAUGUUGAGUUACUGGAGAGAAACUGCACCAAACAAGGUGUUGUUCUUGAAAUAUGAAGAGAUGAAAGUAGAUACAUGUAAUCAAUUGAAGAUAUUAGGUGAGUUUUUGGGGUUUCCUUUUACAGAGGAAGAGGAAAAAGGAGUAAUUGAAGAUAUCUCAAAUCUUUGUAGUUUCCAGAAUAUGAAAGAUUUAGAGGUGAACAAGAAAGGGAAAGGAGCAAUUUCAGUCUUUGAAAACAGAGAUUUGUUCAGGAAAGGUGAGAUUGGGGAUUGGAUGAAUUAUUUUACACCUUCCAUGUUUGAGAGACUUUCCAAUGUUAUGGAUGAGAAAUUAGAAGGCUCAGGGAUUACCUUCACAGUCAGUUGACUGUACAAAUCAAGGCGUGUUUGGUACGUGGAAUGAGAAUAAUUUCAAAAUAACUUUAUUUUGUUAGUAUUUGAUUUGAGUGUUAGUUAAUCUAUGCUUUUUACUUUUAUUAUAUUGUUAUUAUGUAAGAAUGAAAAGU